AUGUUUGGUGUUUGGUUUAUUGCACUAUUUCUGAAUGUAGUAGUGAGAGGUUCAGAAAUAUGUUACAGCAGAUUUGGCUGCUUUACAAAUGAUCCCCCUUGGGGUGGAACAUUACAACGGCCAGUGCUAAACUUGCCAGAAUCUCCAGAGGUUGUUAAUACUACUUUUUUCUUGUACACUAGAGAAAACCCUACACAUUCCCAGGUAAUAUCUGCUCUCCAUCCAUCAACAAUUAGAGUCUCAAAUUUCAGAACAAAACGGAUAACAUGUUUUAUUAUACAUGGCUAUGCUCCUGGUUAUCGGUAUCAUCACAUAGUAGAGAUGUGCAAGCUCCUGCUUAUAAAAGAAGAUAUAAACUGUAUUGUAAUAAACUGGGAAGGUGGUUCGAAUAACUCGUACACCACAGCCGUACAAAAUGUCCGUAUUGUUGGAGCUGAGCUGGCUUAUUUCUUGGACUAUCUAGAGACAACCUAUGGAUAUCCCCCUUCCAAUGUACAUAUUAUUGGACAUAGUCUUGGAGCACAUGCUGGAGGGGAAGCCGGAAGAAGGAAACGAGGCCUCGGCAGAAUAACAGGAUUGGAUCCAGCUGGACCUUUAUUCCAUGACACACCUCCUGAAGUCAGAUUAGAUCCAUCUGAUGCAAAGUUUGUUGAUGUUAUUCACACCAAUAUGGGUCGUCCGCUCUUUGGGUAUGAAGGAAUAAUUCAACCAUGUGGUCAUCUUGAUUUUUAUCCAAAUGGUGGAAAGACAAUGCCAGGCUGUAAAGGACACCUGUUAUGUAAAAGGUGUGAUAUCAAUGAAGUUAUGAGAGAAAUUUUGUCUUCUAAAUCUCUUCAAUGCUCGCAUUGGCGAAGUUUUCAGUAUUAUAAUCACAGCAUUUUUAUUCCUGAUGGGUUUCUUGGAUUCCAGUGCAAUACAUAUGACAACUUUAUAUCAGGGAAAUGCUUUCCAUGCCCGAAGGAGGGCUGUCCAAUGAUGGGUCACUAUGCUGAUUGUUUUUCAGAUGUACACCAAGAUGUACACCAAGGGUAUUAUUUAAAUACUGGUGCUUUCCCACCAUUUGCUAGUUGGAGGAAACAUAUAUCCGUGAAAUUGAUUGGAAUGCAAAAAAUGAGAGGGAUUAUUGUUGUAGCCUUAAUUGGAAGUAACAAGCUCAGAAGGGAGUACCCAAUUACCAACGGAUUGCUUUACCCAAGACAUACUUUUGCAAGGUUUGCUGAUGUAGAUAUUCUUGGAGACAUUACAGCAGUUGAAUUUAAAUGGAUAAAGCAUCCAAUCUGGAAAGGAAUUGCCUUCGUAGGAGCACAAGAAGUCACCAUAUUAAAUGGGGGAAAUGGCCAUAAAACUCAUUUUUGUGGCAUUAAAGCUGUCCAGCCUGAAGUUUGGCAAAAACUUACACCCUGUUGA
This is a messenger RNA of Elgaria multicarinata webbii, 1407 nucleotides long. Its product is annotated as pancreatic lipase-related protein 2-like. Lineage: Eukaryota; Metazoa; Chordata; Lepidosauria; Squamata; Anguidae. Gene Ontology annotation, molecular function: triacylglycerol lipase activity; protein binding. The transcript is spliced from 12 exons. Gene Ontology annotation, biological process: lipid metabolic process. The record is from RefSeq and is a predicted model, not a curated record. Bases 1 to 1407 code for a protein of 468 amino acids.